This is a messenger RNA of Tarenaya hassleriana, 972 nucleotides long. RefSeq names its product transmembrane emp24 domain-containing protein p24delta3-like. Gene Ontology annotation, biological process: endoplasmic reticulum to Golgi vesicle-mediated transport; intracellular protein transport; Golgi organization. Bases 112 to 780 code for a protein of 222 amino acids. The transcript is spliced from 4 exons. Gene Ontology annotation, cellular component: COPII-coated ER to Golgi transport vesicle; endoplasmic reticulum-Golgi intermediate compartment; endoplasmic reticulum. NCBI's taxonomy places the organism in Eukaryota, Viridiplantae, Streptophyta, Magnoliopsida, Brassicales, Cleomaceae. The record is from RefSeq and is a predicted model, not a curated record.
CUAAAUACGCAGGCAGAAGAACCAGACAGAAGAUCUGGCAACACGAUCGACGGUACAAUCGCAAAGGUUGAAGAUCGAAUACAUUAUCCGGCGAGAGACGGAUCGAAGAAGAUGCUGAAGUUGACUUCACAGAUGCGCUGUGGGUUUCCGUUGGCUAUCGUACUGUCGGCGCUUCUGUUGUUUAUGUCGCCGGAGAUAAUUCCGGUCGGCGAGGCGAUUUGGAUGAGCGUGCCGCCGACGGGAACGAAGUGUGUCUCCGAGGAAAUUCAAAGCAACGUUGUUGUCUUGGCCGACUUCCUCGUCAUCUCCGAAGAUCAUUCCGUGUUACCCACUGUCUCUGUCAAGGUGACAUCCCCAUAUGGCAACAAUCUGCAUCACCAGGAAAACAUAGCACAUGGUCAAUUUGCAUUUACAACUCAAGAGUCCGGAAACUACUUGGCAUGCUUUUGGGCUGAAGGGCAUAAUCAUGGAAACAAAGAUAUUAGCAUCAACCUUGACUGGAAAACUGGAAUUGCUGCCAAGGAUUGGGACUCUAUUGCCAAAAAAGAGAAGAUCGAGGGCGUCGAGCUGGAGCUCAGAAAACUCGAAGGUGCAGUCGAGGCCAUCCAUGAAAAUUUACUUUACCUGAAGACCAGAGAAGCCGAGAUGAGGACCGUGAGCGAGAAAACGAACUCACGGGUCGCGUGGUUCAGCAUAAUGUCGUUGGGCAUCUGCAUCGCGGUCUCGGGUUUACAGGUGGUGUACUUGAAGCAAUACUUUCAAAAGAAAAAGCUUAUCUAGGACGAAAUCCAUGGAACUGUCCCUCGUUGGAAGAGUACUUAGAGCUUUUCCUCUGCGUUUUCAUUCAUUUUGAAACUGUAAAAAGUUUGUUCUUGGGUUUUAGUUGCGGCUUUUGCCUGUUUAGAUUUUAUUUUUUAAGCUGUAGACCAUGGAAUUGUUCGUUUUCAUUCAUUUUGGUUAAGGAUUAUUGAA